This is a messenger RNA of Diachasma alloeum, 3230 nucleotides long. Its product is annotated as UDP-glucuronosyltransferase 1-8. Gene Ontology annotation, molecular function: UDP-glycosyltransferase activity. Bases 481 to 1956 code for a protein of 491 amino acids. NCBI's taxonomy places the organism in Eukaryota, Metazoa, Arthropoda, Insecta, Hymenoptera, Braconidae. The record is from RefSeq and is a predicted model, not a curated record. The transcript has 4 exons.
UAGUCCAGAAAACAGUAUAUAAAACAGCUAAAACAUCAAAUCUGAAAAAUACUCCUCAAUCUCUCCAUAAAAAUCCACAAAAAAAAGAACUUUUCACCCCCUGACCUAAAUUCCCCUCCAAUCGUAGCAGUUUAGUCUUCAGUUCUCAUCAAUUAUUAAAAAAACUCGAAUGUUUAUCCCCGGGUAACUAACCAACACACUCAAGCCGGCACCGGUGACUUUCUCCAUUUGUGAGACCCCCACGAAUGUCAGAAGCGAAAGAUAAUAAAUGCCCAAAACGCCUCCGCGGGGCAGGAGACGUUGUGCACCCUCCAGACGUUCUACGAUCAUUCUUUAUAAUUAGUGCUCGUGAGCAGUGAUUUUCAUCAAUUUACGAUGUUCGAUGCUCCAAAAUUUCGCACGAAUUGAUUGUUCAGUGUUAAUUGUUUUUUUCUGUUUGGUGAUACAUAAUAUAAGGGAUAAGCAGUGAGACAAUCAGUGAUGAUUCACUUGUUGCUUGUUGCUGCCUUCCUUGGCUUCUCCAGUGCCUCCACGUUGACUAUACCACCUCAGAGUGCUCUUGUCGUCGGGUUCGAGAAUGCUUAUGAGUUAUCACUACUUGCUAAUACGUUGACCGAUCAGGGGAUCGAUGCAACGCUGAUUGUAACCGCGGAUGCUGGGGAUAUCUAUGAGAAUCUGGUGGAGGUUGAGGUGAUCAAACUGAAUGUCAGCUCUGAGGAUGAUGGGAAUCUCGAGAGGAAGGCGCUGAGGGCUUGUGAGGCGCUCCUGGGGAAUCAGAAGAUCCUCAAAAGGGUUGGGGAGAUUCAACCGACUUUCACGAUUUUUCCGGCUAUUAGACACGAUGCUUGUCUCAUCCCCUGGGCUCGAUUUAUCUCAUCGAACCCAGUGGUCUGGGCUCUGGGAAUCAAUGAGGAACAUUACGCUGUCCAAAAAACAAAAAUGGGAAUCCCCAUUUUCACUGAAGGUAUCUACGAGAGAUUCUGGGCAAAUGUCAAUACCCAGAGGGUCAUCGCUCGAGUUGAAUCGAAUUUCGUGAACCCAGGGUUGAAAAUUGCUGGUAAAUACGUCUCGAACGUUGGAGAUACAUUGGAUGAGCUUUAUUCCAAUGUUGAAUUGCUACUUUGGGGUGGCGACCCCAUUCUGAGAACUGAUUUUGCAUCUUUAACUCAGAGAUUCGUCGAGGUCGGCUGUCACCAUUGCAGAGGAGUCCAACCCCUGCCCUCAGAGCUCCAAAAGGAACUGGUGGAGUUCAGACUAGGGACAAUUGUAGUCUCCCUCGACAAAAGUCACACUGACUUGAUAAAAAGCAUUGCAAAGAGACUUCCUCAGGGCAGACGGGGUCAAGCUGUUGCUUGGAAGAGCAAAAAUGUGAGAUUCACCGGGGGAAAACCAGAAAACCUCUUUGUACAUUCAAACGUUGAUCGUCAAGACCUUAUAGGCUACCCCAGAGCAAGAGUUUUUCUCAGUCACUGCGACGACACUGAGCUCCUAGAAUCCGGCUUCCACGGUACUCCCAUCAUUUGUUUCCCCAGAAAUCCUCACGAAAAACGCAAUGCCCAACGUGCCGUUGAAUUAGGUUUCUCCAUCUCCCUAAAUGACGACUAUUCCGUUGACAAAGUGGUGAAAACCUUUGUAGAAAUUCACGAGAGUGCACUUUACCGUGAGAAUGCGCGCAGUGUUUCCUUGGCAAUCAGAGACAGACCAAUGCCAGCAUCAGAUAGAGCAGUUUUCUGGCUGAGAUAUGUAGCAAGAAACGAAAAAAGUUCCAUUGAAUUUUCCCCAGUGGACAGAAAAAUACCAGUGAAAACAUUUGCCGAGGAUAUUCAACUUUAUAUCGGUAUUCUACUGGGUACUAUUUGCGGGGCACUAUUUGCUGCUACUACAGCACUCACCUGGUACUACCAGGGACGAGAGAGUAAGAGUGUCAGGAGCAAAGGAAGAAAGUAUAAUAGAUGAACAAACAUAUUUAAGAGAUGAAAAACUUUAUUCUGUUGUUAUACCCAACUCAAGUGGAGCAUUUAUUUCUUUGCAUGUAGAACAAAAAUGUAUAAUACUUAUAACUUUGACAAUUUUUUUCAUUAAAAAUUUUGCACAUUUUUUUUUCAAAUUCAUGUUUUUUUUUAUUGUUGAAUGAACAAUUUACCUGACAUAUGGGGCGUUCCAUGCUAUUUAAACGGCGAAUUUAAUUGAGUAGGGAAGCCGCAAACUUUUGAACAUUUAUAUCUCUAAUAUUAAUUUGACCUAUCGCGAUUUAUCAAGUUUACAAUUAAGAAUUGGGGAUUCAUUUAGUUGAGAGCCGAAAAAACCAAUUCCAUUUUGGAAUAAAGAGAAAAUGGAAUCUGCGUAAAAUGGUGAUUAUCGUGGAAAUGAGUUUGUAAGGGUUUUUUUUUUGGGAACGUAAAACAAAAUUUUUUGUAGGGAAAGAAUUUUAUACGGAAAAGAUUGCGUGAUAAUUUUUCCUAUCAUCACUGAUUACAGAGGGAAUUCAUCCAUCCAAAAAAUCCUCCAAUAACAAUUCUGCCUAUUUUUUGGGAAAUGUCUUGGAUACGCUGGAGCUGAGAAUAAAUUACGAAAAAAUUAUUUUUGCGAAGAACUGCAUUAUCUAUUAGGCUCAAAAGUCUUUUUUCCCGAAUUCAGGAAUUACUAAUUUAAAACUAUUUUGCUUGGCAAUUCCCAAUUCUGAACCCAAAUGGUAAAACUAGUUGAGUCAAAUUUGAGAAUAAAUCCUUAAUGAAGAUCUUCAAAUUUAAAAAACUUACAAAAUUUUUCAUAAAGAGCCUAUUUCGUAGAGGGGAAUGAAAGCUGAGAAAUUGAUUUGUCGCGUUCAAACACUUGAGUGGAACCGAAUCGACAUGAAUCGUAAGAAAAUCAUUGAGAGUGGUUUCGCCUGCAAUAGUAAGAAAAAGGAUAAUCGAAAGAUGUUGUUCUGUAAAAAUAUCAACAUUAACUGAAAAACAAAUAAAAAAUAUUAUUGAAUGAAAAUACUCAAUGGUUACAUGGACAAAUGGUGUUUCAUUUAUGUUUUUAUAAAUACACUUAAUAUAUACGUGGCCAUACAUAUACAAAUAUAUUAAGCCUAAAAAUACAGGUUUCAGCCUAGGGCUAUGUCGAUCAAAUUACUGGUAGUACCACCUAAGAAAGUAUUUGACACAUUAGAAAAAGCUAAAGCUAUAUAUAAUAUUUAUAAUAUAUAUAUUAUCGUGAGGAAAAUAAAUUACAAUUUGUCAAUA